AACUAUUUGUGUGAUUGUAACCCUCAUUCAUUUCCGCUUCCGUUUCGUCACUUCCACUCCGAGCGGGGUUGGAAUCACAGCAACAGUAACAGAACAUGAGUACUUUGACACCAGAUCACCGAACAAACUGCCAGUAACCCGUUUUCCCCCCUCCGUGUCUUUAAAACGCAUUACUCUCCAUCUCCAUUGCUGCCCAAUAUGCACCGUCCGCGCCCGGUCGCCUUCGCCGGAGCGGUCGUCCGAACUGCGCAGAUGUGGACAUCUCGGUAGCUAUCGCUAGCUCUCUCCGGCUGCUGCCUGGUCGCAUCACUGAAGGGACAGUCUCGCUUUAAAGUCUAAAGGCUUAUCAACAUGAAUCUGUUCCGCCUCAUAUGUCGCCAUAAAACGGCUCUGGUCAUCGGCUCCGUAUGCAGUUUUGCCGUCGUCCUGGUUUUCUUGGCCAAAUGCACCUCAGAAACCCUGAAGCAGGAUCAUCCCGCCCCUCCGGGUUUGGCCCCCAACACCAACGCAUUGAAGUUCCGUCCGGAGUCGCACAACCCCCUUUCCACUUCCAAAGCCUUGUCUGCUUUUCUUGUGGUGCUCAUCACAACGGGACCUAAGUACACAGAACGCAGGAGUAUCAUCCGCAGCACCUGGCUCGCCAAGCGGGACUCUGAUGUUCUGGCUUUGUUCGUGGUCGGGACUCAAGGCCUUUUGAGCGACGACCUUCAAAACCUAAACACAGAACAAGGCCGCCACAAAGACUUGCUCCUGCUGCCUGAUCUGCGAGACUCAUAUGAGAACUUAACACUCAAGCUGCUGCACAUGUACUCCUGGCUGGACCAGAACGUGGACUUCAAGUUUGUCUUCAAAGCGGACGACGACACAUUUGCUCGCUUGGAUCUCCUGAAAGAAGAGCUGAAGAGCAAAGAGCCCAGCAAGCUGUACUGGGGCUUCUUUUCUGGAAGAGGCCGCGUAAAGACGGCUGGGAAGUGGCGUGAAGGUGCCUGGGAGCUCUGUGACUAUUACCUUCCGUACGCACUCGGCGGCGGUUACAUUCUCUCAGCCGACCUGGUCCGUUUUGUGCAUCUCAACGCAGGCUACUUAAAGAUGUGGCAAAGCGAGGAUGUGUCGCUGGGUGCCUGGUUGGCGCCUGUGGAUGUCCGGCGGACGCACGACCCGCGCUUUGACACGGAGUACAAGUCGCGUGGUUGCAACAACAAAUACUUAGUGACACAUAAGCAGAGUUUGGAGGACAUGCUGGAAAAGCACCAGACUCUGCAGCGGGAGGGCAGGCUCUGCAAGGAGGAGGUCAAGCUGAGACUGUCCUACGUGUACGACUGGAGCGUGCCGCCCUCUCAGUGCUGCCAAAGAAAGGAUGGAAUUCCAUAACGCUUAUUUCAUUAGAGUCAAAUGAUCUGCUUUGAAGAAUAUACUUGCCAUGUCAGGAUUAUGUCCUUUCUUUCAAACUGUUGUGGAACUGGUACUAGACCUUUAGCAGAACUGUUGAGGCAAACGUCUUUGUCAAGCACAGAGGUAACAAGGCCUGUUGUUUUUCCCCAUAACACCCACAUUUAAAAUAGAAACUAGAGCAGCUUUGACUAGUUUCUUUUUACCUUCUAAACCCCGACUAAUGUGCAGAAACCAACUACAUGGUUAAAAAAAAACGUUUUGGUUGAAACCCACCACAUCCCGAUUCCCUUUUGGCUCCUCUGACCUUUCUCUUGGAAUCGGUGCACACCUUUGACCUUCGUCUUUCCCCUCUGUGCUUCAGCUGCUCAUGCUAUCGUUUCUUUUUUCAAACACUACUUGUAGUUUUGUGUUGUAAUUCAGUGAAAUUUGUAGUACAGGGAAUUAGGAGAUUCAUAUCCUACCAUGGUGUCUGUUUUUGCUAAAGCGUACUUUAUUUAUUUGUAACUUAUUCUACAGCCGGUUGGUAUUGAGUAUCGACAUGAUUACAGCAUCUGCUGCUUGUUUCCUAAAGUUGACUGCUGACAAAAGUUUGUUUUUUUAUGUUAUGCCGGAUUGAUUUGAGAGGUUUUUGUUUUUUGGUGCAAAUGCAUUAAAUGCAUUUAGUUCCAUCUGUUCUGUUUACAACGCUGCUGCAGGAACCCUGCUGCUCCAGUGCAAUGGUCCCAUUGUCUGUAUAUGAGACAUGGACUGAGUGACUCCUCCCCCCGUGUUCCAAACAGGCUGGUUCCAAGAAGCCAAAAUCCCAUAGACUUCUAUUGAGAACUAAACAGUUAUUAUUGUAUUUGUCAGAACAAAUAUUCUUAAUCUUCUGGAUUUUUUUAACAUGUUGUGAUUAAUCCUUCCCCCCCCCCCGCACAUUUCAUAACUUUAUCACAAGUCAUUCAAGUUAAAAACAGACCAAACAUGCCUCAUUAAAAGCGUCCGUAUGGCUGAAAAAUGGCAACUAAUUUGGCUACAUUUUGCUGGAGUAAGGCAUUUUCUAUGGGUGACAUGAUCACAGGCACUCAGUCCAGUUCUCUUAUACAGUCAAUGGGUGGUCCUCAUGUUUGGUGGAGUUCAGGUUUGGAUGCUCGUGGAAUUAUUUUCUUUGUUCUUUUUUUUUGCUCCACAUUAAGGUAUUUUUUCAUACGUUGUUUUUAAGACGCAUUUCUCUAACUCUAGCGUUGUGAUUUCCGUGUUGCAAAUAUUUGAAAACUGUGCAAAGGUUUUGACAACAGAAAUAUUUUGGAACUCAAAAUAGAGGAACGCUCAGGUUUCCUCUUCUGAACAGCAGUUUCUGCAGGAUUGAUACAGACAUGACGAUACAGACGGUGCAAAAUAAAGGAUGCGUAUUGAAAUAACUAAUGCAAAUAUGUGUUAUUAUAGCAAUACUGCUAGUCUAAAGGCAGGGAAAUACACACAUAAUACCACAUGGAAAUAAUAACUUUUAAUUAGAAAACAGUACAUUUCUAGGAAGAUAAAAGGGUUGCAGGGCUGUGAGUGUGAGUUUCCUUCAUGGAUAUUGGAAAAACUGCUCCAGAUCUCACUGGUUUUUACAGAGAGAGCAUUUUGUCCAAAAGCUAUUUUCCUGUAUUUGUGUGUUUGUCUCAUACCCGAUGAGCCACCCUGGAUGUUUUAUUAAAAAUGUGAACUGUAA
Oryzias latipes (Japanese medaka) is the source of this 3088-nucleotide messenger RNA. RefSeq names its product UDP-Gal:betaGal beta 1,3-galactosyltransferase polypeptide 6 (gene b3galt6). Gene Ontology annotation, biological process: protein O-linked glycosylation; glycosaminoglycan biosynthetic process. NCBI's taxonomy places the organism in Eukaryota, Metazoa, Chordata, Actinopteri, Beloniformes, Adrianichthyidae. The record is from RefSeq and is a predicted model, not a curated record. Gene Ontology annotation, cellular component: Golgi membrane. Gene Ontology annotation, molecular function: galactosylxylosylprotein 3-beta-galactosyltransferase activity.